This is a messenger RNA of Dermacentor andersoni, 770 nucleotides long. RefSeq lists its product as uncharacterized. The record is from RefSeq and is a predicted model, not a curated record. Lineage: Eukaryota; Metazoa; Arthropoda; Arachnida; Ixodida; Ixodidae.
CUGCGAUGACGCCUUCUGGAACUGGAGCAACGCCUUUCCAGAGCACAUAUGAGCCUCCGAUUUCAAUUGCGAUACCAGCGACACCAGUCCUCACGCCACCACCUCCAAUGAGCAUGCUAUCGACAAUUAUUGAAACCACCAGUACAGCCAUUGCCAGCAGCCCCACGCCAUCAACAACUACCACUACAACUCAGGCGCCGUUACCAGACGGAUCGCUGCUGUGCACACUAAGGGCAGGCUUCCGGAGGUCAACGUACAAGUUUCCACCCGAUGGACUCUGCACCAUCAUCACGUUUGACUCGUUGUACAAGGAAGAUUACACAUUGGCACCGCCCUACAAGGAAGACUUCCAAUACUUCAUAGAAACGUCUGCGCAGGCACAGAUAUCUGAAUUUGGCAUCGGUAUCGAGCAGGAGUAAGUGCAUCGACAUUGAUGGCAGUGACCCUAGAAGAGUUGCAGCCUGCUCUCUUAAGAGAAAAAUUUAACUGUGGAACUUCCAUUUAAGUAAAUAACAACGCAGAAAUCAUUUUUAUAGGCAACACUGCAGCAAUUCGUAGUAUUUUUGGCGUGUUUAAACACAAGUUGAAAUGUACAGACUGCCUGACGCAGCUUAGGCUUAGAUGCCAUUAUCUUUUUCUAAAUAUUGUUAAGUAUUGCGCAGCUAAAAAAUAUAACAGAACUCAAGUGUGAUGUUCAAGACCGUGCAACUCAGCAAUUAAAAAGAAGACAUGAUAGAUUAAUAAAGUGCACCUACGAAUACUUCUCAUCA